Molecule: messenger RNA, 1110 nt
Organism: Chondrus crispus (carragheen)
Lineage: Eukaryota; Rhodophyta; Florideophyceae; Gigartinales; Gigartinaceae
Exons: 1
Coding region: 1-1110 (369 amino acids)
Molecular function (GO): hydrolase activity
Source: RefSeq, a predicted model, not a curated record
AUGAUGCUUGCAUUUUCGUUUCUUGCCGUUGGGACCGCAAACAGCUUCGUCCCACUGUUGAGCACUAAGAGGGGUGGGGUUUGUUCUAGUUCAAUUCCCUCGAUGUGUCUGUCACAGGCCAGGAGUGAGGCAGCAGCGCGAGCAUCUCGAAUAGUAUGCAUUGGAGACAUUCAUGGGCAAUGGAAUGAAAGCGAUGAAAGGGCCUUGCGCCAUUUGCAACCAGAUCUCGCGUUGUUCGUGGGUGACUAUGGGAACGAAGAUCUUCGUGUGACGAAGCGGAUAUCCGAACUUGCAGCUUCGAGCGAUUUUGGCGUUGCGACAGUAUUUGGGAAUCAUGACGCUUUUUACACAGCGAGCAUGAACGGGAGAAGAAGAGCUCCCUACGACAAGACGAAGAGUUGUCAUGUCACUGAACAAAUCAAGAUGCUCGGACCGUACGACGUUUCCUACAAGAGCUUUGCUUUUGACAGUGUUGGAGUAUCUGUGGUGGGAGGGCGGGCUUUUUCACACGGCGGCCCGAAUUGGAAGCAUAAAAGGUUCUACCGCGACUUUAUAGGCGUACAGGGCAUUGAACAUUCUGCUAAGAAGAUGAAAGAUGCUGUGGCGGCCUCGCAUCAUAACACUGUCCUCUUUCUCAGCCACAGCGGUCCAUUCGGGUUGGGUGAUCACCCGAGCGAUCCUUGUGGAAAGGAUUGGGGGGAUUUUCCUGGUGGCGAUUACGGAGAUCCAGAUCUUCGAGAAGCAAUUGAAAAGGCUCGCAAAGACGGGUUUCGGGUACCGCUGACUGUUUUUGGUCACAUGCAUAAACAAUUGAUGGGGAACAAUGGAAACAGAACGAUGAUUAAGACAGAGCAAGACGGCCAAUCUCGUGGUGAGACAGUCAUGGUGAACGCCGCUGUGGUCCCGAGACAUAAAGUCGGGUCGAUGACAAGUGAAAGCUUGCACCAUUUUCAAGUAGUGGAGAUGGGGGAUCACGGCUCUGUAGAUUCGGUAAGUGAAACAUGGAUCACGCCAACUGGCGUAAUCGCUCAAAGCGAUGUAAUCUACAAGGCGAAGUUGGAGGUGCUCGUCAACGGCUCCAUCAAUCGGAAGUGCAUGAAUGUAGAAUAG